Molecule: messenger RNA, 3636 nt
Organism: Melopsittacus undulatus (budgerigar)
Lineage: Eukaryota; Metazoa; Chordata; Aves; Psittaciformes; Psittaculidae
Gene: CAST
Product: calpastatin
Exons: 29
Coding region: 143-2392 (749 amino acids)
Cellular component (GO): cytoplasm
Molecular function (GO): calcium-dependent cysteine-type endopeptidase inhibitor activity
Source: RefSeq, a predicted model, not a curated record
GAUCCGCCGCCGUCCCAGAAAGCUGUGGCACUGGGGUCGUCGCGUCCCUAGAUCUGUCGCUCCCUUUCGCUUCGCCGGGCCGACCCUCGCUUCUCCGUGGCCUGGAGCCGCACCGGGGCAGGCGGCAGGGAGUCCCGCCGCUAUGUCUCAGCCCGGAACGGCGAGGCACCCGCCCCCCGCCGCGCAUGGUGACAAGAAGGCAGGUGGAGCUUCUUCCAAAUCAGGAGAGAAAGAAGCAGAUGUGGCAGAGAAGAAACCAGCAAGUGGUAGUGUUAGCCAACCCCUCAAAACACAGACAAGUGAAGCACCUUCUGCUAUUAAGAAGCAGUCCCCUGCUGUGGAUGUAUCAAAACCCCAAAUCAUGAAGCCAUCUGAAACAAAGCCUGCACCAACAACCAUAACAGAGUCUGGAAAAAACACGCAGUCAACCAAGGCAAAAAGCCAAACUUCCCCUUCUCUGACAACAAAUAAUGCAGAAAAAGUAACUACAGCUCAAGCUGGCCAGCCUCCACAAGCAAUCUUCAUAGAGACAGCAAAGCCCAAGUCUGAGAAAAUGUCCACAGAGGCUGCUGCAGCCAGUGCAGGUGCAGCUGGUGCAAGUGUAAUUCCUGUGGCUGAUAAGUCAAGCAGUGAGCCUGGAAUGGAUAAGUCAGCACUAGAUAGCCUAAUAGAUACCCUGGGUGGACCUGAAGAUGUGCCUACUAGUCCUGUUAACACUGGUCCAGAAGUUACGGAAGAUAUAUCUUCAAGAUACCUGGAAGAACUGGGUAAACGAGAAGGUAGUCUCCCUCCAGAAUAUGUUAAAUUGUUGAAGAGCAAAGGGAGUGGCAAAGAUGGAUUCCCAACAAAAGCAGAUGAACGAGAGGAAAAACCAAUGACAGAUGAUGAGCUUGCAGAGGCCUUGUCAUCAGACUUUACCUGUAGUGCUGCUUCUGCUGAAGAAAAGACAAGUCUGACAGAGAAACCAAGUAAGGAAGGAGAAAUUGUACAAGCACAAGCAGUAAGUUCAGUAAAGACCUCAGUUCCUCCUAAGGAGAAGAAAACAAAAUCAAAAGAGAAAAUUAAAGAUGAUGUAAUGGAAGUUCUUCUUGAUACUCUUGGUGGACCUGAACUUGAACCUGAAGAUCACACCCCUGUUGUAGAGGUGGCAGAGGCUAAAGCUAAGGAGAAAAAGGAAAAAAAGACUGGAGAACUUGAUGAUACGAUACCUCCUGAAUACAGGUUAACACCGAAGUUGGAUAAAGAUGGAAAACCAGUAUUGCCAAAGCCUGAAGAAAAACCUAAGCCUUUGAGUGAAUCUGAUCUUGUUGAUGAAUUUUCAAAAGACUUUGCGUGCCCUGCCCAGCCUGCAGUCCAGUCCAAACCAUCAAAGCCCAUCAGCAUGUCCAAAACACCUUCAGAUUCUGUGGCUGCAAAAACUACUGAGGAUGAAGAUGAAGCAGUCCCUUGUGCCACAGCUUGCACUCUGCAGUCUUCAGCUGCAACAGCUGUGUCUUCAGUUGGCCAAGUGGCAGAUGAAGCACUGGAAGCCUUAUCCAGUACCCUAGGAAAGAUGGAACCUGAUCCAGAUGAAAAGAAGCCUGCUGUGGACAAAAUUAAGGAGAAAACCAAACAGGAGCAACACAAAAAACUGGGUGAAGAUGAAGAAACAAUUCCUCCAGAGUACAGAUUAACAGAAGCAAAAGAUAAAGAAGGAAAACCACUCUUACCAAAACCAGAAGAAAAGUCCCAGCCUAUGAGUGAAAAUGAUCUUUUAGAGGGGUUGUCACAAGGAUUUUCCUAUUCUCCGUCUCCAUCUGCACCAUCACCUACACCAGCUGUAAUGAAGAAAACCAAGAAGGCCAAAAAUUCUGCAGAUUCUUCUGACAUUGUCUCUGCUGCUACAGUUUCUUCAAUGCGCUCAGCAGCUCCUCUAGCUUCUGUCUCCGAAAAGGCUAAAUCUGAACACAGAGACAAACUUGGAGAAAGAGAUGAUACUAUCCCACCUGACUAUCAAGAACUUCUGGAGUCAGGUGAGCAGGGUAAACCAAAAAAGCCAACGGCAAAGGGCAGUGUGAAACGUAAAGAACCAGAGAAGCCAGUGGAUGACUCUGCAGCUAUCGAUGCCCUAUCAGGUGACUUUGAUACGAGUGCAAGGGCUCCUGCUACACCACAGCACUCAAAGGGGUCAAAAAGCAGCAGCCUGCAAACUGAAGUUAACAUCAGAUGUAAUUCCUGGGAUGAAAUACCUGUGUUUCCAAAUAGCUCUUCUGGCCACUGCAGUACUGCCCAGGACAGAAGUGGAAAGGAAACCACUAAGCCAACCCCGAAGGCUAAAGGAAAACCCAAAGACCCUAAAACGGCAAAGGGACAGUCCUCCAGCAGCAAAUCUGAAAAGCAGAAAACAAGCUAAACGUUAACAUUAUUGGGGUCUUUGUGCAUCACAUAAAACGCCUUCUUUCUCUUGGUGGAUAAUAAUUCCUGAAGAACAAAAGCUCAUGCAAAAAACAUAUGGUUAUGCUGGAUGGUCUCUGUAUGGUGAAACUUGCUGGUCUUUUUCCAUAUUUUCUUUUUUCCCAGUAGUGGACUAAGUUGUAUUAGGUUUGGUUUUUUUUGUUGUUUUUUUUCUCCCACUCUAGCCAUUAAUAUUAUUACACUCAUAUACUUAACAUUUUUUGUAAUUUUCUUAAGUUUUCAGAGGGAAAGGAUGCUUUAUAUUUGCAAGAAAUACUAUAUUUUAUAAUAGCAAUGCCAAAGAAGAAAAACUGCAGACUUUUGCACAUAAUCUCCACAUAGUGCCUGUAAAUCUCAGAAGAAUUUGUAUGUGCUAGCAUUUUUAACAUUGCAGUGAAUGCAUUAAGUAUUCUGGAAUAUAUUGAGCUUUAGUUAUCCUCAGGCUGGCUGUGCAUUCUUUCUGCAAGCCAGUUCCUGGUAGACUGUAAGUAAGGUGUGGUAGCUAAAGACUGAAAAACUGGGGAUUAACUGCUUCAUCAAGCACAUGUAGGAAUUAGAGAGGUAUUUUGGAUGCUGCCUUAUUUGUAGUUAAAGCGAGAAAAACACACGAGAUACAAAUUUUAAGUUUCUACUUCCAGUGGUAUCUGUACUGUUACUUUGUAAUUUCAGGAGUCUCCUGUAUUGAACAAAUAUAAAUUCUAGUGUAACAAUGCCACCCUUACUAUCACAGCAAAGGAAAUAAAAAAGGUACACAAGCAUUAGCAAAGAUUAAAGAGAAGUUCAACAGGUGCACUCCUAUUUAUUUUAUUUUAAUUUGCACUGUUUCUAGUCCUUGCCUCUGUUCCUCAGGCUCCAGCAGGGAAUGUAGAGCAGUUGUUUGUGCUUCAACAAACAUCAUGUUCACCUGCUCUGCCAUGAACAGGCACAAGUAGGUGCCUUUUGCAAGUCUGUUGCAGACCGGGCUGUCCCACAGAGGUGGCCAAGUGCCUCCAUGUGGUUUAUUCUGUCCUCACGUGUGUACUGCUUCUGUGUGCUUGCAGAGGAAGGCCAUGACAACCGUCGAUACCAAACUCUGUCUCUGGUAUGUAGCAUUGCAGACGGAGACAGCCCGGAGAUUUAAACUGGGGAUAUUUAGACUUUUGACUGUACUUUGCAGUCUGUACUAAGAACCUGUGUCACACUAAUAAAGUCUUUAAGAAUGAA